Molecule: messenger RNA, 4465 nt
Organism: Castor canadensis (American beaver)
Lineage: Eukaryota; Metazoa; Chordata; Mammalia; Rodentia; Castoridae
Gene: Cdhr1
Product: cadherin related family member 1
Biological process (GO): cell migration; cell-cell junction assembly; cell-cell adhesion mediated by cadherin
Cellular component (GO): catenin complex; plasma membrane; adherens junction
Molecular function (GO): beta-catenin binding; cadherin binding; calcium ion binding
Source: RefSeq, a predicted model, not a curated record
GCAGCUGCCGCCGCUGCUGCCACUGCCACCUCCAUUGUCGUCUCUGCUCUUCUCGCGCGUCCGGGGCAUGCUUGGUACUCCUGCGCCCGGCCUCGGCGGCGGCGAGGAUCAAGACCCGCCCGCGGAGACAUGAAGCGCGGCCCGUGGGCAGUCCUGGCCCUGGGGCUGCUGCGCUUCUGCCUAGCCCAGGCCAACUUCGCCCCCCACUUCUUCGACAACGGAGUGGGCAGCACCAGUGGAAACAUGGCCCUAUUUAGCCUCCCAGAGGACACCCCUGUAGGUUCUCAUAUAUAUACCCUAAAUGGGACAGACCCUGAGGGGGACCUCAUCUCCUACCACAUCAGCUUUGACCCCAGCACUAGAAACGUCUUUUCUGUUGACCCCAAUUUUGGAAACAUCACCUUGGUGGAAGAGCUGGACAGAGAGAAGGAGGAUGAGAUCGAAGCCAUCAUCAGCAUUUCUGACGGCUUGAACCUGGUGGCAGAAAAAGUCGUGAUCCUGGUCACCGAUGCUAAUGAUGAAGCGCCCAGGUUUGUCCAGGAGCCUUAUGUCAUCCUGGUUCCUGAGGACACACCUUCUGGGAGCAGCAUCUUUAAAGUUCAUGCAGUAGACAAGGACACAGGCUCCGGAGGGAGUGUCACCUACUUCCUGCAGGACCUGCACUCCACCAAGUUUGCUGUGGAUCGUCACAGUGGUGUGCUGCGCCUCCAGGCUGGAGCCACUCUGGACUACGAGAAGUCCCGAACCCAUUUUGUCACUGUGGUUGCCAAGGAUGGUGGAGGCAGGCUUCGAGGGGCUGAUGUAGUGUUGUCAGCCACUACAACUGUCACAGUCAACGUGGAGGACGUUCAGGACAUGACCCCUGUCUUCGUGGGCACACCCUACUAUGGCUAUGUUUAUGAGGACACCCUUCCGGGCUCAGAGGUGCUGACAGUGGUUGCCAUGGAUGGAGAUCGAGGCAAACCUAACCACAUCCUCUACAGCCUCGUGAAUGGGAGUGAUGGAGCUUUUGAAAUUAAUGAGACGUCUGGAGCCAUCUCUGUCACGCAGAGCCCUGCCCAUCUCUGGAGAGAGGUGUAUGAGCUGCAUGUACAGGUGACAGAGGUCAGUUCUGCAGGGAUCCCAGCUGCCCAGGCCAUGGUACCAGUCACCAUCAGGAUCGUAGACCUCAACAACCAUCCACCAACAUUCUAUGGAGAGAACGGGCCCCAGAACAAGUUUGAGCUGUCCAUGUAUGAACACCCACCCCAAGGGGAGAUCCUGCGGGGCCUCAAGAUCACUGUCAAUGACUCAGACCAGGGUGCCAAUGCCAAAUUCAACUUGCGGCUGGUGGGACCUGGAGGCAUCUUUCGAGUGGUCCCACAAACAGUUUUGAAUGAAGCCCAAAUCACCAUCAUCGUGGAGAACUCAGCAGCCAUUGAUUUUGAAAAGUCCAAAGUGUUAACCUUCAAGCUUCUGGCCAUUGAAGUGAACACCCCAGAGAAAUUCAGUUCCACAGCGGAUAUUGUGAUCCAGCUCCUGGACACCAAUGAUAAUGUCCCCAAGUUCACCUCCCACUACUAUAUUGCCAGGAUCCCUGAGAACGCCCCAGGAGGUUCCAACGUGGUGACUGUCACAGCUGUGGAUCCAGACACAGGACCCUGGGGCAAAGUCAAAUACUCCAUCUAUGGGACUGGGGCAGACCUGUUUCUGAUCCACCCAUCCACUGGGCUUAUCUACACUCAGCCCUGGGCCAACCUGGAUGCUGAGGCCACUGCUAGGUACAACUUUUAUGUGAAGGCAGAGGACAUGGAGGGAAAGUACAGCCUGGCUGAGGUAUUUGUCAAUCUGCUGGAUGUUAAUGAUCACUAUCCCCAAUUUGGAAAGAGCAUCCAAGAGAAGACAAUGGUGCUGGGGACUCCAUUGAAAAUUGAGGCUACAGACCAGGAUGCAGAGGAACCCAACAACCUAGUGGACUAUUCCAUCACCCAUGCUGAACCAGCCAAUGUGUUUGACAUCGAUGCACACACAGGGGAGAUCCGGCUCAAGAACUCCAUCAACUCUCUAGAUGCCCUACACAAUAUCACACUCAGUAGGGACUACAGAUGGUCCCUCGAGGUCCAGGCUAAAGACCGAGGCUCCCCAUCCUUCAGCACCACAGCCUUACUCAAGAUUGACAUCACAGACACUGAGACGCUGUCCCAAGAUUCCAUGUCUGCCUUCCUGAUUCAGACCAAGGACAAUCCCAUGAAGGCUAUGGGUGUGCUGGCCGGCAUCAUGGCCAUUGUUGUGGCCAUAACUGUUCUCAUCUCUACUGCCACCUUCUGGCGCAACAAGAAGUCCAACAAGGUCCUGCCUGUGCGUCGUGUGCUCCGAAGACGGCCCAGUCCUGCACCCCGCACAGUCCGCAUUGAAUGGCUCAAAUUCAGGAAGGCCAAGGCUGCUACAAAGUUCAUUCUCAAAGAGGAUCUUCCCAAUGAGAACUUCAACAACAGCAGUGCAGGAAGCUCACUGCCCCCAAGAGCUCCAGCUCUCCCACCACCCCCCAGAAUGGCACCCAGUAUGGCUGCCCACUGGACAGUGCCUACAGUUUCUGGAUCCAUCACCCCUCAGCAACCCCAAAAGUCACCCAAACCCAAGGCCUUGGGAAGCCCUGUCCAGUCUACUUUGGUCUCUGAGCUCAAGCAAAAGUUUGAGAAGAAGAAUAUAGACAACAAGGCAUACUUCUAGAGUAUGUCUGUGGCCCCUUUCUUUCCUUCCCCCCAAAACAGGCCACCCUACUGCUCCCUACCCUCUGCUCUUCAAGGUCACCCCUGUUUUGUACAAUGAUGUAGCCCCCAUAUACAGGACUGUACACAGGGAUUUCUUGGGCUAUGGAUUGCAAUUAGUAAAAUCAUCCCAUUACCCAAAUCUUUGACACAGUUACAAUAUUUAACCAUUCUUCAGAGGCUGGGAAGUAACAACAUCCAUGUUAUGCACCUUGUACUCAGCAAACCCAACUUCACAGUUGCUUAAGUGCCACUGAUAUUUCAUCAUCCGUAGUCAAGGAACAGGGCCCUGGUCACAUGUGACAAAGCCAACAAGAAUCUGGACUCUAAAACCUACACCUAAGAGCAGGUACAGGAAUUGGAGGUAAGCCAUGGAAGAGCAAACGUAGACAAGAGGAGGGCCAAGAUGUUCUAAAAACUCAUGCUGACUGCAGGGCUAUGCCUGAAGCCAUUGGAACAAUGGAGUUUGGCUUCUGGGUGAGAUAUCCAGCCUCUGCUAUGCCCAGGAACACAGAGGUAUAAGAUGGCUUUGCCAAGAGUGAGGACAGAUGAUGUCACCAGCUAGGACUGUUCUGAACCCAGAAAAUGGGGCCACAGUGAUCUAGAAGCAACUGGAAGAGUGUCAAUGCCCCUCUCUGAGGAACUGCUCCCUGUCCAAGGAACUGCUCCCUGUCUUGAAGAAAUAGUACAGGGUGGUAGGCAGAUAUCAGGGAAACUGAUCUGGGGAGACCCGUUUUUAUCCAGAUCGUCUGCUCAUAUCAUGUAACCUUAGGCAAACUGUUCAAAAUUCCUGAUCACCUUCUUCCUUGUCUGAAAAAUGAAGAACUUAUGUUCAAGAAAUUAGUCGUGCUGAGGGCUUUAAUCAAGUGCAAAGGGACAGGAAUGCAAAGUAUUUUUCUAUAGGCCAGUUCUCUGAGUGCAGUUCUUCCAGAAAGUAUUAGAGCCUCAUAGCUACUCUGCUGAGUGUCCCCAGAAGGUGCUUAGCUGGAUUUGGGGACAGACACUGGUCCCAGACAGCCAGAGUCUAAGGAUGGCUUUGUCCUGACUCACAUACUUCCCUUCCAUUCUCUUCUCACCUCAUACUACUGUCAGAGAGCACCAGAGCUGGGCAGCAACAUUCAGUCCAAGCCUCUGUUUUGCCUGAGAUAAAAGAAAUGCAUUUCCAAGAGAGGAGCAAUUGGCCCAAUGCCACACAGUGAGUUGGAAGCAGAGAUCUGGUCUCAGGGCUUCUGGUCCUCGGCAUUGUCCUCUAGCUGUAGCACACCUUGUCAGUGUGUGACAGUUUCUCCAAGGAGAGACAUCUUGCAAGGUCACUCUGGUUAAUACAUAGAGGUUCUGCUCUGCUUUAAGCAGCCUUCUAGAAGGAAAUCUAGACAUGAACACAGAGAAAGAAAAGCCCAAUCAUUUUUUGUAUUUUGUUCAACUAGCUAAUAAGCCCUCUAGAAUACAUUGGUGAUUUUUUGUGAACAGGUUGAAUGCACAUGUGGUUUUCUUGAUGUCCAAGUCAGUGUUUUGGGAUGUUACCCAGAUGUGCCAGUGUGCAGAGUCCUUGUCAGGGUGUCGGCAGUUCCCAACCUGGCAGUAUUAAGGGGUGAGCUCUAGCAUGCCAGGAACCAAUUGGUAUUUUCCGGUUCAUGUUUCAAGAGAGGGCUGGGCUGGAUAAGGUUUGCCCUCCACAGGGAAUACAGAAUCCUUACAACAUGCAUGCAAUCAACCUC